GCCUUUCUACUUUGCCAAGAAAAUCAAUAUUAUACUCUCGUAUAUAAGAACAUGUAAUAAACUUUCAUUUAUCACAAUCAUCUGCCCUGGCGGCCUCCAUUAAAAUUAUCCCAACCCACCCAAACAAACACAGAAGACAAGAAGAGAGGGAAGAAGAAGAAGAGGAUGAUAAUGAUUAACCGACCACCCAAAUUCUUGUUCCUUCACCUCCUCCUUGCCUUUUUACUAGCAGCCAUGGCAAUAGGAGAUGUCACUCCAGGCUCAACUCUCUAUGCCUCUGACACAGAUCAGGCUUGGCUUUCUCCGACCCAAACUUUCUCAUUUGGCUUUAUCCCACUCAGCCCCCAGAGUUCCCCUCCUUCUUUCCUUGCUGCCAUCUACUAUUCCGGUGGCAUCCCUAUUUGGACUGCAGGCGCCCCCGUUGACUCAGCUGGUUCUCUCCAGUUCCUCUCCACUGGAACACUUCGCCUCCUCAAUGGCUCCAGCUCUAUCGUCUGGGACUCUAACACAGGGAAUCUUGGAGUCUCCUCCGCUUCUCUAGAUGACUUUGGCAAUCUAGUUCUGAAAAAUGAUACUGCCACUGUUUGGUCCUCCUUCGACAACCCUGUUGAUACGACUGUCCCGUCCCAGAAUUUCACAGUUGGUAAGGUUUUGCGUUCUGGGUUAUACACCUUUAGUCUUCUUAGUUAUGGUAACAUCACUCUUACAUGGAAUAAUAGCAUCACUUAUUGGAAUAAAGGUUUGAAUUCCUCGUUCAACAGUGAAAAUUCUAGUUUAAAUUCGCCGAGUUUGGAAUUGCAAUCUAUUGGAACUCUGUCUGUGUUCGAUGAAACGCUGCCUUCUGUUGGAGCUAUCAUGGUGUAUAGUGAUGAUUAUGCUGAAGCUGGUGAUAUGCUAAGGUUUCUGAAAUUAGAUAAUGAUGGGAACUUAAGGAUUUAUAGCUCUCAAAGGGGUAGUGGGACUCUAACGGAUAGAUGGGCAGCUGUUGAAGAUCAGUGUAGAGUUUAUGGAUAUUGUGGGGAUAUGGGGAUUUGUAGUUAUAAUGAUACGGGUCCAAUUUGCAGGUGCCCAUCUCAGAACUUCGAAUUUAUUGAUCCAAAGGAUAGUAGGAAAGGGUGCAAGAGGAAGGUGGAGACUGAAGAUUGUCCGGGGAAUGUUACAAUGUUGGAUUUGGAACACACUCUGCUGUUGACUUACCCUCCACAGAGUGUAUUUGCUGGUGGUUCGGAGUCAGAGGUUUUCUUUAUUGCUGUAUCAGCAUGUAGAUUGAAUUGUCUUAGCAAUGCCGGUGGUUGUGAAGCUUCCACUGUGUUGUCUGAUGGCACAGGCCAGUGUUAUUUAAAAAAACCUGGUUAUAUUACUGGUUAUUCGAGUCCUGCACUUCCUUCAACUUCACAUAUCAAAGUUUGCUCCCCAGUACUUCCAAACCCAUUACCUUCGCAGUUGUCUGGGAAGAGCAGUGGUUGGAGGGUACAUGGGUGGACUUUAAUCGUUCAGGGAGUAGCUAUCGUUUUCGGUUUGAUCAGCUUGGAAGCUGGUUUAUGGUUGUGGUGUUUUAGAAACAGCCCCAGAUUUGGAGGACUAUCUGCCCAAUAUGCUCUUCUUGAGUAUGCUUCUGGUGCGCCAGUCCAGUUCUGGUAUAAGGACCUUCAACGCGCAACAAAAGGGUUCAAGGAGAAGCUUGGAACUGGAGGAUUUGGGAGUGUGUACAAAGGAGUUCUUGCCAAUGGAAUGGUUGUUGCAGUGAAGCAACUUGAAGGAAUUGAGCAGGGGGAGAAACAGUUCAGAAUGGAGGUUGCCACUAUAAGCAGCACGCACCAUCUGAAUUUGGUAAGACUAAUUGGCUUUUGCUCUGAAGGGCGCCAUAGGCUGUUGGUAUAUGAGUUCAUGAAAAAUGGGUCUCUUGAUCAAUUCCUUUUCAUCACAAACAAUCAAACGGGGAAAUUGUUGAAUUGGGAGCAAAGAUUCAGCAUUGCCCUUGGCACUGCCAAGGCCAUCACAUACCUCCAUGAGGAGUGCCAUGACUGCAUUGUUCACUGUGAUAUAAAGCCUGAAAACAUUCUCUUGGAUGAGAAUUACACUGCCAAAGUCUCAGAUUUCGGUCUUGCAAAGCUGAUUCAUGCCAAGGAGCAUAGGUCAUUGGCAAGCAUUAGAGGCACUAGGGGAUAUUUAGCACCAGAGUGGCUUUCAAAUCUUCCAAUAACAUCAAAAUCUGAUAUUUAUAGUUAUGGUAUGGUUUUGCUGGAGAUUGUGGGUGGAUUUAGGAACUUUGAAAUGUCUGCAGAAACAAAUAUGAAAAAGUUUUCAGUGUGGGCAUAUGAAGAGUUUGAGAAAGGUAAUGUCUGGGGAAUUGUUGACAGAAGGCUAGCUGGUCACCAAGGAGUGGAUAUGGAACAAGUGAUGAGGGCAAUUCAAGUAAGCUUUUGGUGCAUUCAGGAGCAACCAUCACUGAGGCCGAGAAUGGAAAAAGUGGUGCGGAUGCUGGAAGGGAUUGUAGAGAUUGAUAAGCCACCUUCCCUUCUGGCCGUGCCGGAACAGUCUAUUAGUGGAUUCAAUACAUAUUUGAGCAGCGAUGUUAGCAAUUUCUCUCACAGUCACACACUCUCAGGACCAGCUCCUACUUCAUCUUCAUCAUUCCAGGCUGCAAGUUUGUCAACUCCUGCUUCUGAGGGAAAUUUAGAAAGGGCUUCUUCUGCUCUUUUACGAUCAGAAGACUAAGCUGAACUGCCUAUUCAUGCCAAUUUUUUGUAUGUGACAUUGCUUUUCUUUGCAUUUGUUUUAUUGAAUUUAUGGUUUAAACCAGUGGUAAACCCAUGUACUUAAAAUACAGAGUGCUAUUCAAUUGUUCUGGUUGAACGUUUCA
Hevea brasiliensis (rubber tree) is the source of this 2863-nucleotide messenger RNA. Its product is annotated as G-type lectin S-receptor-like serine/threonine-protein kinase At1g34300. The transcript has a single exon. The coding region runs from base 166 to 2718 and encodes 850 amino acids. NCBI's taxonomy places the organism in Eukaryota, Viridiplantae, Streptophyta, Magnoliopsida, Malpighiales, Euphorbiaceae. Gene Ontology annotation, biological process: protein phosphorylation; recognition of pollen. Gene Ontology annotation, molecular function: ATP binding; protein serine/threonine kinase activity. The record is from RefSeq and is a predicted model, not a curated record.